Cydia pomonella (codling moth) is the source of this 1451-nucleotide messenger RNA. RefSeq lists its product as uncharacterized. The transcript has 7 exons. The coding region runs from base 15 to 1130 and encodes 371 amino acids. Lineage: Eukaryota; Metazoa; Arthropoda; Insecta; Lepidoptera; Tortricidae. The record is from RefSeq and is a predicted model, not a curated record.
UUUAGUUUUAUCACAUGAUAAACACAUACUCAGUGAUACAAUUCAGUGAUCAAGACGGCGGAUCAAUAUCCAUUGUAAAGAAUCAGUGGAUUACGCCAAGGCGUCGGGAGGUAUUUUGGCCACCCGUCAAGGGAUCUAAAGCUUUUGAAAAGGUGUUGGCGGAUACCAAAACACCGGAUGAGAAAUGGAAACGAUACUUCAUCCCAAGAGUUUUUUGUGAGACUGACGAUAUAGAUAAAGCCAAAAGAAAACUGAAACUGGUCGAGGAGACAUCAGACUUACAGACUGAAGCAGAAGAAGAACCAAAUUUUAAGCGGAAAAGAAAUAACAGAUAUAUUUCCACAAGCGAUGAAGAUGACGGUCAAACGCCACCACCAAUUAAGAAAAAAAUCUUGAACAAAACAGCUACUGCUGCUUACUAUAGAGAUACCCGUCAGGCUCAGCCAAACAUUACCCGAGAUUCCCGGGAAGCUCCUUCAACACCAGAAAAAACCCUCUCAUUGCUGAAUGUAGUUGACGGGCUUCCUGUCUUGACAAACAGUGUCCUGCAAGAUUUAACAGAAGACGGCGAAGGGCGGCUAACUCCGGUUUCACGCAUACGUAGUCCUUGGUCGCGAAAAGAACAACCACCGAAUCUCGGCAGCGACGUGCCAGCAACGCCAUCGUGCGGUCAAGGAUUAAAAGGUUUGCAAGAUACAGUGGUGUCACUACUGGCCCACAUAAAGGCCCAGAAUGAUAUAAUCAUCUCGAUUUUGCGAGAAAAACAUACAAGAUUGGAUUUAAAACCAGAGUUCAAAUUUCCCAUCAAAACUUCGGAGGAGUUGGAAAUUGUGGAAAAAUUAUUAACGUCACAAGAAAACCAUGCUAACGUGGUAGCCUACUUCAAGAGCCUUGGUGGACAGGGCAUUAAUAAUAAAGUAUCUAGAGUUAUGAAAGUUGCAUUGUCUGACUCUAUGGCAAGCAAGUACAACUUUUACGGUAAAAGAUCAGACAAGAAGCCAUUUGCAGAACUACGUCUCCGGGCGUGUGCAAAACCAUUCGAUGUAGAAGGAACCCACCAUGAAUUACAAUGUCACUACCAGCAAGCUUGUUGUGGAUCAGACUCUGGUGAAAACAAAUUCGGAUUUUAGAAGAAAUUCAAAGUGGCGGCCGUGUUUACAAUCUUUGACUACGAAUUCAUAUAAGGGUAUCUUUCGGAUCCUCAGAUGUAAUUUGUUAUCGUGACUAGAUCAAAUUUUCCGUCGGACGUACCGUUUUUGAACUACAAGAAAAAAACUUAAAAAUAGCAAAAAAAGUUCCACAACUUCUGGAAUGGAGCAAACUCGGAUUACACAAAAUUAGGAUCAAAUAAAGGUAUUAAGACGAUUUGACUGGCCUCUUAAAAUACUUAAAAAGUACCUUGUUAAUAUGUAGUUUAUAUGUUAUUAUUAAACUACUAGUUCCUUGAUGUA